This is a messenger RNA of Siniperca chuatsi (mandarin fish), 946 nucleotides long. RefSeq names its product hypocretin (orexin) neuropeptide precursor (gene hcrt). Gene Ontology annotation, biological process: neuropeptide signaling pathway; feeding behavior. NCBI's taxonomy places the organism in Eukaryota, Metazoa, Chordata, Actinopteri, Centrarchiformes, Sinipercidae. The record is from RefSeq and is a predicted model, not a curated record.
ACGGUCCAGAGAAAUGCCUUGGAGAUGAUCUGCAACAGGAGACUAAUUAAUGGCAGCAAGCUUGACAUCAGCACUUCAAACAAGAGACUUGGUGGUUUUGUGUCAUGUUUGUGGUUGCCCUGAAUAACCAUCGCUGUGGACAUCACCGAACAAUAUAAAAGACACUUGUUUCUCCCAAGGGGAGAUCAGAUGACUCCCCUUCACACAAGCCUGAAGAUGACGUGGUUCCCGACCAAUUUCCAGAAAGCUGCUGGGAUGGACACAUCAAACAGGAAAGUCCUGGUGCUGGUUUUGAUGUUGCUGCUGUCUCAACUGGCCUGUGAUGCUUAUAGCGUGUCUGAGUGCUGCAGAGAACCAUCUCGCUCCUGUCGCCUCUAUGUGUUGUUGUGUCGCUCUGGCAGCAAGACCUUCGGGGAAGCGCUCACAGGAGAUGCCGCCGCUGGCAUCCUCACGCUGGGUAAACGGAAAGAAGAUGAGGAUCGCUUGCAGAGCCGACUCCACCAGCUCCUCCAAGGCUCCAGGAACCAAGCAGCAGGGAUCCUGACUAUGGGGAAGAGACUGAAGAGAGCUGGAGAGCAGUACAUGGACUGGAUGGCUCAGUCAAGAACUACUCUCACAACACCCCUGAUUUAAGCUAAAUACCUCAUGGGACUCUGUGGGACUCUAUGUAGAAUCUAUGUAGAAAACACACACUUAUUUGGGUGUUAUUACACAAAAUGUAUAUUUUUUUGCUCAUGUAGAAAUUAUUUUGUGAUUUUCUUUGAACUAUGCCUGUUUGAAUGUGAUAUGAUCAGAUAACAUUAGGAAGAUUUAUAAUAGUGUACAUAUAUAGAAAAGGCCUUGUGGUGUAAUAAAAAAUAUAAUGCUGACAACAUAUCUUUAAUUAUUCUUGGGUGGGUUUUCUAGGGUUAGAACUAAAUAUUUCUUACAUUUUCUAUUAAGAAAG